Ceratosolen solmsi marchali is the source of this 701-nucleotide messenger RNA. RefSeq lists its product as uncharacterized. NCBI's taxonomy places the organism in Eukaryota, Metazoa, Arthropoda, Insecta, Hymenoptera, Agaonidae. The coding region runs from base 217 to 618 and encodes 133 amino acids. The record is from RefSeq and is a predicted model, not a curated record. The transcript is spliced from 3 exons.
CAGCUACACAAUGAUAAAAAUGCUAAUUUUGUCAAAUCACCAUGUGCAUUAGUAAAUGAAAAAUGCCACUGCAAUAUAAACACACCGAACACAACACAGGAAAGUAUCGAAGCCAAUCUUUCAGCAAUAUCAAGUUUUGAAGAAGAUUCAUUCUGCCAUGAUAUUAAUAGUAAAAUUAAAAAUAUAAACCACACUAUACGUCCAUGCGAUAAUAAUAUGAAACAAACAAUGAAUUUGAAUCUCGACAAACAUAAGCAAAGUUUGGGACAGAAAAAUAAAUACCGAAGUUGUAGUAGUCCAAGGAAAUAUAGUUCGGCAAAGGAAGAUAGCGAUAUCGUGGGUUAUAUUAAUAAUCCUACGUCAGAAAUAGAAACAGACAUCCACAGACCGGAAACGAUUGAACUCUGCGACGACAGUAUUAAAGCCGAUUUAUGCACAGAAUCAAAUCAAGAAAUAAUUGACACCUCUGACGACAGUAUCUUACAGGAAAUGAAGAAGAAAUCUCAACGUCCUAAUGACCAAACGCGUGAUCGUGAUCUCAAAAAAUGGAUUCGUCACUGUAGGCGCGAAUAUGCACAACAAACUUGCAAUACUGCUGAGAAAAAUAGUCAAAAGUGAUUGUUUCAACUUGUAGCUUAAAUUAACUUUCACAGUUUUUCGAAAGCAUUAUUGUGACGUCAUUAUAAUCAAGAGUAAUUUGC